Molecule: messenger RNA, 1539 nt
Organism: Aspergillus udagawae
Lineage: Eukaryota; Fungi; Ascomycota; Eurotiomycetes; Eurotiales; Aspergillaceae
Product: fungal specific transcription factor domain-containing protein
Exons: 4
Coding region: 1-1539 (512 amino acids)
Biological process (GO): DNA-templated transcription
Molecular function (GO): zinc ion binding; DNA binding
Source: RefSeq, a predicted model, not a curated record
AUGGCAAUGAAGGGGAUUCAUCAUCACAGACGGAUGCCUACUUCCCACGGGACAUGGGAGACAUUUAUUGAGGCCUAUUUUCGUAUCAUGCAUCCUCAGAUGCCACUGCUAACCUACUCGGAAAUCAAGGAGACGUGGAACAAACUCUGGGACGCUCCUCAACCUGGGAAGGUGCUGAAAGACAGGGAUCUGCUUUAUAUGGUCCUUGCUAUUGGCUCGCGCGUGUCAAAUUACAAGGGCAAACAGACUGCCGAAUGGAUUGAUCUAUGGGCCGAGCAUUUCUCCACAAUGGCCAACAAUUUUGCAAUGUAUUUUCAGGAACCCAGUUUGAAAGGCACGCACUUCAUGCUUCUGAAGGCGAUGUAUGCGCUCCAAAUUAUGAGGCCAAAUGAGGCAUACCUUUAUUUCGGGUACGCCGCUCGCAACGUGCUGGCCAUCGGCAUCAAUCGAUCCCAGGUGACGGACGGGAACAAUCUGAGCAUGCACAGACUCCGCGUUACAUUCUGGACUAUUUUCGCUAAUGAGAAAAUAUCUGCUCUUUUUAUUGGCCGGCCGUCCAGCCUAUGUGAAGAUCAAGUCGAUACAGCUUGCCCGGAGGAUAUUUUCCUACCGAAUACCACUGGGGUGGACUCUGACAACCCGGGAUACCUCAAGCCAACUAUGGAGUGCGCCUGGAUAAGAGCAGUGGCCAAAAUUGGCAGAGUUGCAGACAAAGUCUCUAUCGCCACGUACUCUCCAAACUGUAUGCGGGAAAUUGCCGAUGUGGAAAAGUCGGAAAAGCUUCUUCUGGAAUGCGAUGCUCGACUGAAAUCCAUUGCACAGUCGCUUCCUCCAUAUCUGCACUUUUACGAUCGGGAUCUGCCGAUUGGGGAAAGCUGGCAGGAGGUUCAGCGGGUCAGCCUGGGGAUGAUCUAUUACUUGACCCACAUGCUCAUGCAUCGGCCUAGCUUGAUGUACACGACUUUUUUCAAUUCUAUUGAAGAGGCUGAAAACAAUUCCACUGGGCCGCUCCGAAUCAAGGAAUCUAUGGACGCUUCUAUUAACGCCGCGAGAUGUCUAAUCAAUCUAGCGCACGACGUGUAUUUGCGGCGAUUUCCCGACAUCCGUUCGGACGGCACCAUGGCAACCUUUCUCGCCUCCGCUUGCAUCACGCUUCUUAUGAUGUUCUGGAUCCGCGAACUGCACCGGAGCACGCCAAGGCUACGUUCUCUACGGUCGAACGCGGGAUUGAGUGCCUGUAUGAAAUCCAGCAUUACGGAUAUCAUGAAGAUGGCCAAGGACGCUUUGACAUCCAUGGGAGAUUCCUUUGGCACAGACCUAGAUCUUUUUGACUCUUUCCCGUGGUUGUUAGACAUUCAAAACACAUACAAGCCAGCACCAUUGGCAGAGGAACGACAGACAGACACAUUGGAUCCCAACCUGUUCGCACCGAAUGCAAACCUGACGGGGUUGGAAAGGAAUGCACCGGGUUCAAGUUUUAGGUCAUACUGGGUUGAGAACGAAUUCGACCUGCAAAAUGUUCCAGAGAGUCUGUUUUAA